AGAAGCUAACGGUCUAAUCAGUUCGCCUAGUGAAAGUGAAGUGUAGUGUAUACUGAUCCUUUAAUCAGUUUAAUUAGUCGCGUGUCGCAAUUUAGCGCACAGUGCAAAUAGUACAAGUGUGUGUGUGUAAAAAUUCUAACCCAGCAUGAGAGCUCUGGGUGUUUGUGCUCUGCUCUUGGCAGUGGUUAGCUGCCAGAGCUUCCAGAGCAUACAACGCAGCCACUUUAGCUCAUCCUAUGGUGGACAACCUCAGCCGCUGCUACAAGCGGUGACGCCUCAGCUCAACGGCUGGGCUCUUACACAUUUCAAGGAGGUGCGAGAAUUUGCGAAUCGUCUCACCCAGGAAUACAACGCCAUGUCAACGGGUAGAAACAGCGGCCUGGCGCAUUCUCUAGGAUGGAGUGCUAACAUACUGAAGCUGAGCGGCAGAAGCGUCGAAGAAUUGGACGCACUUUGCCAGCAGAUUAGCCAGCAGCUGGUGAACGAUAUGCGCCAAGGUCUGAUCAACUAUCACAACAUCGCCCAGCCGACAUUCUUCGAUGCCAAGGCUGGUGAAGCGCUGGAGCGUUAUGCUAGCGAUGUGCAGCAGACCCAAAUGGAUCUGGCGCCAUUCCAGCCAAUGGAUCUGAGUGGCUUCGAUGAGGUGAAGAACUAUGCCUACCCCGCUGAGGUGAAAGUGGUUGAUGGCAAGACCUAUGUAGUGCAUCGCAAUUGCACAGAGGCUACAAAGAUUACGACCAACUAUGGUAAUGGUGGAAUCUAUGCGCCCAGCAAGAUUUCACUGCCUCCCAGCUCAAGCUCAACUUUGAAUCGCAAUUCGGCGCUGCAUUCUUGGAUGCAAAAUAACAUGGAGCCUGGCGUGCUUGGCUACAAUUCAGUGGUGAGCCUCAAUGCACCCACUUAUGGUCAGAUUAAUUCCAUGCCCAGCUAUAACCAGUUGGGCUCGCCUGGCGUUAGCUCCACCAUGACUGUGACCAGCUAUAAUCAAACCACUCGACAGAACGCGGAUGGCACCAGCUCUGUGAAUGGCGCGCAGCAGCAUCGCCGCUGGCAGAAUGGCCGCCUGGUCUAUGACAAUGUGCAGCCUUUUGGUCAGCAGUCGACUCAAUCGCGCGAUGAGCAGUGGAAGCGUGAGGAGCGCGAGCAUUUCUUCUGGUACUUGAACUCGCCACAGCGUCUUGAGGAUUGGCAGCGCCAGCAUGAGGAUCGUCUGCUUGGUGUAGUGCAUCGCUAUCACAUAAGCAUGCCCAGCCUAACAGAGUUUCAUCGUCGCGAGCUGUCGCUCUACAAAACGCUGCUGAAUCAGUAUCAGACUCAACUGCAGGAUUCGGCUGCCUGGCAGCGUCAGGAGCGUGGUCGUCUGGACUGGCUGAUACAUCAGAAUAGCUACACUCAGCAGGACUUUAAUCGCUGGCAGCAGGACAAUGCGCAGAAGUUGAGGCAACUGGCGCAACGUCAUGGCGUCUCGCAGGAGCAACUGCAGCAAUGGCAGCGCCAAGAGCUGCAGCGCAUGUAUGUCUACUUCAAUAAUGUCAACGAUUCGCUCAACCCAACGGUUCAAGUGCCCUCCUCCGUGCCAGACUCCAGCUCUUUAGUUAUGGAUAAUGCCCAAGAGCAGCAGCGUCUGGAGGAGUUGAUACGCCAGCAUAAUGCUACCAUAGCUCAGCUGCAAAGCUCCAUACUGAGUGAUCAGCAGCGUCUAAAGGACUUGUCUAUUAAGUACCAAGGAGAUAUGCAAAGCCAGACGCAGUGGCUGCGCGGCGAGGUGGCGCGCAUUGGAGAUCUCAUCAAGGAGCAGAACGAGCAAGUGACCCGAAUUAGCGCCUGGCAGAGUUCGGAGCGUCAGCGCCUGGAGGCUAUGCUGCGUCAGCAUCAGGGCAGUCUCAGCGAGCUGCAGCAGCAAAUGGCUCAAGAUCGCAACUACGUGCAGAAUCUGGCAGCCAAAUACCGCGUGGGCGUCGAUGAGUUGGAGAAGUGGCAGCGUGAAGAGCUGCAGCGACUGCAAUUGCUGGGACAGCAGCAAAUGGAGAAUCAAAUCAAGGACUGGCAGCAAGGAGUAAGCGCGCAUUUGCGCAACAUUGUGGGCAAGAAUCAGCUGACCAUAGAGGAGUUCCAGAACAGCAUAAUGAACGAUCGCGCGCGUCUGGAGCAAAUGGCCAGUACGUACAAGGUGCGCGUCGAGGAGAUUGAGUCAUGGAUUGCAAGUGAGUUGCAAAAGUUCAAGUCGGAGGGUCUGCUUAAGGAUAUGGAGCAGCAUUUGGCGGCUUGGCAGCAGCGGGAACGCGAGCGUCUGCAAUCGAUUGUGCAGCAUAAUUCGAUGACUGUCGAACAGCUGGAGGCAAAGAUCAAGAACGAUCAGGCGCACUUCUUUGAGCUGGCCAACACCUAUCAGGUGGGCGUGGAGGAUAUACAAGAGUGGCUCAAGAAGGAGCUGCUGCGUCUGCAGAGCGAGGGUCUGCUUAAGGCUGAAGCUUUGAAGGAUUGGCAGCUGGCUGAGCGCCAGCAAAUGUCAACGCUGUUGCAGCAAAAUAAAUAUUCGAUCGAUGAGUUUGAGCGCAAGCUGCUGGCAGACCGACAGCGCCUGGAGGCUCUCUCCAAGACCUACAACGUGCAAGUGUCCGAGAUUGAGCGAUGGAUUCAAUCCGAGGGCGAUCGUCUGCAGCGCGAGGGUCAAUUGCAUAUGGAGCAGCAGCUGAAUAAUUGGCAGAAGAUUGAGCAGCAGCGUCUGUACGCUCUGGUCAACAAGAACGUGCUCUCCAUCGAUGAGUUGAAGGCCAAGAUCAACAACGAUCAAACCCAUCUCUAUAGCUUGGCUCAACAGAAUCAAGUGCGCGUUGAGGAGAUUGAGCAAUGGAUGAAACAGCAAAUUCAAAAGCUACAAAAUGAAGGCUUGCUGGAAAUGCAGCGACUGCAGAACUGGCAGCAGGAAUGGCGUGGCAAUCUUACGAACAUGGUGCAGGAACGCGACUACACUGUCGAGGAGUUCCACAAGUGGCUGCUCGAGGAUCGCGCACGCCUGCAAAGUCUCGCCAUGCAGCACAAUGUGCAGAUCGAAGAGAUCGAACAGUUUGUCAAAAAGGAGGAGCAACGUUUCAUUGGCAUGGGCUUGCUCAAGCCCAGCGAGCGUCUGACCAACUGGCAGGAGGUGGAGCGUCUGCAUCUGAAGAGCCUGGCCCAACAGCAGUACAAGUCCACGGAGCAGCUGGAAGCUCGCCUGCGUCAGGAUCGUGAGCUGCUGGAGAAACUGGCGCGUCAGUACAGCGUGCAGGUGGAGGAGAUCGAAAGCUGGAUGAAGCAGGAGCUGGCUCGCAUGCGUGACGAGGGCAAGCUGCAGAUCGAUAAUCUGACAGCUUGGCAAAUGGCUGAGCGUGUGCGUCUGGAGAUGCUGCUGAAGCAGAACACGCAAUGGAGCGCUGAGGAUCUGCAAGCCGAGUUAACGAAAGACCGCGAGCACAUGCAGACAAUGGCAUUCCAAUAUCACACUUCCACCGAGGAGAUCGAGCGCUGGGUGCAGUCGGAAAUUCAGCGUCUCCAACAGCAGGGCAAGCUCAACAUCGAGCAGUUGACUGCCUGGCAACGCGCCGAGCAGCAGCGCAUUCUCUCGCUGCUCCAAUCCCAUGGCAACAUCACCGUGGAGCAGUUCGAAUUAAAGGUGCAGAACGAUCAUCGUUUCUUGCAGAGGCUGGCCGAUCAGCAUCAUGUUAGCGUUAAUGAGAUCGAGAGCUAUAUCAAGAAAGUGAUUGAAGAUCUGCGCAACAAGGGACAAUUCGAGAUCGAGCAACUGCAGCUGUGGCAAUUGUCUGAGCGCGACUACAUCAAGUCAAUGAUAGCCGAGUAUAAGAACGGAUUGUCUACGGCGGAGUACGAACAGAAGCUGCUUGCGGAUCGUGCGCAUCUGAAUCAGCUGGCCGAUCAGUAUCGCAUCAAUGUGGAGCAGAUUGAGGAGUGGAUGAUUGCAGAGCUGAAGCGACUGCGUGGAAACACUGAGAGCUCGCUCAAGACACUGAGCGCCUGGCAAGUGUCUGAGCUGGAGCGUCUACAAACUCUGGUGCGGGAACAGAAUCAUUUGAGCUAUGUGGAGUUCGAGAUGGAGUUGCAGCAAGAGCGCGAUCGCCUGCAGAAGCUGGCCAAUCAGUACUCGGUUAAUGUGGAGGAGAUUGAGCAAUGGCUGCGUCAACAGUUGAUCAAUCUGAAGACCACAGGCAAUGCCAAGGUGGAGAAUCUAACCAAGUGGCAGCUGUCCGAGCAGGAGCGACUGAUUGAGCUGCUGCUCAAGCAUCAGCAGGACUUGACCUAUGAACAAGUGGAGCAGGAGCUGAGCAAAGAUCGUGCACGGCUUGAAAGCUUGUCGCAGACGAAUCAUGUGAGCAUUGAACAGGUGGACAAAUGGCUGCAUGACGAGCUAAAGCGUCUGCAGAGCUCGGGCCUGGUGCAAUUCGAAAAGCAGGAACAAUGGCAGCAACAGAUUAGCCAAGGCUUCAACAACUGGCUGCAACAGCAGCGCGACUCCACGAGCUAUCAGGAGUUUGUGGACUUCCUGAAGCGCGACAAGGCGAGACUUAAUGGCAUUGCUAGCGACUAUCAUGUAACAGUGGAGCAGGUGGAGCAAUGGGUGCAAAAGGAAACCGCCAGGCUGUCGCUCAUCGGAGAAAUCGAGAAGCCACAAGAGCAUGUCAAAUAUGAGGAAAUUGUGCACAUUUGGGAUCAGAACAGCGACGCACAGCCCUGGAAGGAGCAGCUGACGGCUCGUCUACGCAGCGAGCUCUCACUGCAUCCCAUGAGCUGGCAAGAGUUUGAGCUGUACGUGGCACGCCAGCGUCCCCAAUUUGAGCGUCUGGCUCGACAGUAUCACAUUACAGUCGAGGACAUUCAUCUGUGGCUGCAGCAUUCAGCCAGACAGCUGGCUCAGGAGGGCUUCAUUUCGGGCUCUCUAACCGUGGAGGAAUGGCAGCUGAAGGAGCAGCAGUACAUUCAAGACUUGAUCAACCAACAGCUACGUCGUCGCCAGAAGUGGAACAUUGAGGAGCUGCGUCUUAAGCUCAUCAACGAUCAGCAGCAUUUGCUGGACGUUGUGCGCAAAUAUCAAAUCAGCUUCGAGGAACUGAAGGCCUGGUACAACACCGAGCUGAAUCGUUUGCUGCAGCAGCGCAAGAUCGAGCAGGGCAGUCGCGUCAGCUGGCAGACCACAGAGCUGGAGCGCAUUUAUCAAACAGUCAUACGUCAUCCCAUUAAUCGGGCUGCCCUGGAGCAGCUGCUCAUGCGUGAUGUGCACACGCUAGCAAUGAAAUAUGGCAUCAGCAUUGAAGAGCUGCGUUUGUUUAUACGCGAGAAGCUGCAGCGGCUAUACGACAUGGGUUUGAUUGUGGACAAUCAGCAGAUGGGCAGUGACUGGAAGGAGCAGGAGCGUCAGCGUCUGCGCCAAAUCGUCUCGAGCGUUAUUAUCACCGACCAGGAACUGCUGGAGCUUAUUUCGCUCGAUAGCAACUAUCAGAAUGAGCUGGCGCGUCUUUAUGGUGUUAGCUUGAGCCAAUUGGCUCCAGUGCAGCGCAUACACGUUGGCAACAUAGCCAAGGAGCUGCUGUUGGAGCAGCGUCGCCUCAACAUGCUGACCAGCUGGCAGCAGAAGGAGCGUGAUCGCCUCUACGACUUCAUUGGCACUCAGAACAUGACGCUACGUCAGUUGCGCGACUGGCAGCGUCAGGACGAGCAGCAGCUGCAGCGCGUGGCCCAACAGUAUCUCAUCUCCUUGCAUGAGCUCAAGGCCUGGCAACUCAAGGAAUUCGAACGCAUUAUGGCUGUGGCUCGCUAUUAUGGCAUGUCUUUGAUUGAGCUGCAGCAAUUCCGCGACGAGGAGCUGCAAUUCUUGAGCUAUUUGAACCAUCGCAAGCUGUUGCCCGAAUCGCAGGUGCAGAGCUGGGAGAGCAAGCAGCACUGGCGUCUGCAGCGUCUGCAAACCAAAUACAGCAAGUCUGGCCAUGAGCUCAAUCAAUGGCGCCGCGUCCUGUACUUGUUGAGUCAGGGUCUGAUUGAUUUGCCUGCUGGCAAUGGCGGUUAUGUCGUAGAUGGCGGCAGCACCAAUUCCACGGGCGAUCACAAGCCGGUGUUCUCCAAGGAUCGCGGCGAUCAGCCACCGCAUGUGUAUGAGGAGGCCUCUAACGAGGAUGAGCCACAGAUUGAGGGUGAAACCAAGGCGCCGCCCAUGCCAAUGCCCAUGCCUGUUGUCUCCACACCCGCUCCUUUGCCCUAUCAGCGUGGCGGCGCCGGCGGAAAUGGCGGCUAUGAGUAUCGUCGCACGGAUUACACUUUCAAUGUGCCAGUGGGCCAAGUUUCGGCUUCAGCAGCUGGUGGACCAACUGGCUCUUCGGCCAGCGCUAGCGCUAAUCUGGGCAAAUGGAGUCGUGCCGCUGGCGAGGAGCCACAAAAGCAGCAGGAGUUGGAUUUGGGUCAGCAGCAGCAGGUGGAUCUGGGCUGGCAGGAUGGUGAGCAGGACGGUGGCCAGCAGCAACAGCAGGAGCUGGAUGCUGACUGGAACAACUACAAACUGGAUGGACAACAGCAGCAGGAGCUCGUCGAUGACAAUGGCGAGCUGGGACAAGUUCAAGUAGAGGAUCUUACCGAUCUUAGCUAUGGCCAUAAUGCCAACUCUCAGGCACAGCCACUGAGCACAACACCCCAGCCCAGCACUCUGACUAAAUUGAAAAAUAAGGUCACGGACUUUCUUGGUUAGCCAAUUGUAAAGUUACCAACAACUGCCACAAAGACUCGGAAAACGAGAAGAUUAUAAUUCAUUGGUAUAAUUUUCUGCACAAGUUUUUCUUUAAUCUGUUUAGUUAAGCUUUGAAGAAAAAUAUGUUUUCGUCUUUUAUUUUCUGCUAAAUACUAGUUACUAUACAAGGAAGUUC
Molecule: messenger RNA, 6902 nt
Organism: Drosophila busckii
Lineage: Eukaryota; Metazoa; Arthropoda; Insecta; Diptera; Drosophilidae
Product: tiggrin
Exons: 5
Coding region: 146-6727 (2193 amino acids)
Source: RefSeq, a predicted model, not a curated record